CUGAAAACGUUAAUCAUCGUCCCAGACGUACACCAAGCAACAUCCGAACAGAGGACAUUAACAAAGUCCUAAAAUAUAAAGGCGUGCCUGGUACCCGAACAGCUGGUCGGGGUCGUGACGCUGACGUGCUUCUGGGAUACAAUCCCGCGUACAGAGGUGUCAUCGACAGGCGGCUUGCUCAUUCUAGCACCAGUGCUGCCUCUACAUCAACUGCUCCUCAGCCUAGGAGCACAAGAGCUAACGCAGGAGUAACUGUAGCUGGUCAAUUGGGUGAAAUCCCAAUCUCUGAAGGAAUCCCAUUACCACGAGUGAGAGUUCGAAGAUCCUCACAAAGUCAAGCCUCCUCUCUACCAUUACCCGAACAGCCAGCUCCGAUCUGUGUGACUAGCCAAUCCUCGUCUUCAGGUUAUUCUGCAUCUCCUCCUAUCUCAAGCAUUAUGACACGCCAGCCCCUAAAUCUCAGCUCCCUCGUCACCGUCUCUUCUCGGGGACGUGGGACUGGGCGGGUGGCCUCAAUUGGGGCCCCUCCCCCACGAUCUCGUCAUAAUAGGGGGGGUCCGCACGGUCAUCAUCUUCUCCUCGAGAAGUGGACGCUACUACAGAGGCUGCUGACCUCCAUAGAGACAAACGCCCAAGGGUAGAUAAUCAAGAUGGUACUACCACACAAGUAGAUACCGAAACUCAUCAUCCCAUCUCACCUACCACUCAAGUCCUCCCUCAGACGUGGACUCCUCCUUUCACUAGGGGGGACCGUCCCGUUCACGUCGGGGAUAGUGCUGGUUCAUCUGAAACCACACUUGCCUUAGCUCAAGGAUUGCUGCUCCCAGUAGAUAUGCAAAAAGAAAAUGCAUCUGCACCUGAUCGGCUCGUUUCUACUGGACUUGUCAGCGGUAUCAAGUUUAUUCAAAAGAUGGUUACUCUGGGUAAGAAGUACCAAGAAGCAGAUGCUGAGAGGGUGAGGCUGAUGAACGAUAACACCAGAUUGCUCCGAACAAUCGCCAGGUUGGAAAGAGAAAGAGACAAAGCCAAAUCUGAUUUCAACCAAACUAAAGAAAAACUUGAAGUUGCCGAAGAGAGCCUCAACCAGGCUUUAUCAGAGAUUGACAAUGCCAAGAAAGCUGCAUAUGAAGAAGGGUACCAGAAGGGAUUCGACACCACAACUGCUAACUAUGUUGAACAGAUUCCUGCUAUCCAAGAUCAGAUUUGGAUUGCUUGCUGGGAAACUUGUCUAACGAAGGUUGGCGUUGCAGAGGACUCUCCUCUCUGGACUGACAAUGAACUACCGAGCAGCCGUGCUGCAGCUUCCCAAGAGCAAGAAGUUCCUCUGGAAGAUGACUUUGAACAACAAAUUGAAGACUUUACUGGAAUGGAAGAAGAUAUUCCCUCUGGAUCUCAGGCUGUCCAGUCUCCUGUUCGGGAUUCAAAUCCUGAACCUAUUAACUUUGAGGAAAAUGUGACUGAAGGAGAUGUCACAACUGAAGAACCAGACAGGGCAAACUCAGAUGUCCAAAACCUGGACUAAACCUUUGGUAGGUCUGAAAAAAAAAACUUUCUUUAGAACAGUUGAGCUGGUCCUGCGUGACCGUAGCUUUCAAACCCUGCGUGGUACCAGUACUUUCUUUUGUUAAUACUCUGGAUAAUACAGGUAUUCGGCCCUUCGUGGCACUUGCUCGGC
This is a messenger RNA of Rhododendron vialii, 1675 nucleotides long. RefSeq lists its product as uncharacterized. The transcript is spliced from 2 exons. NCBI's taxonomy places the organism in Eukaryota, Viridiplantae, Streptophyta, Magnoliopsida, Ericales, Ericaceae. The record is from RefSeq and is a predicted model, not a curated record. The coding region runs from base 833 to 1522 and encodes 229 amino acids.